Heterostelium album PN500 is the source of this 4044-nucleotide messenger RNA. It is a transcript of the gene dhkB, whose product is annotated as hybrid sensor histidine kinase/response regulator. Bases 1 to 4044 code for a protein of 1347 amino acids. Gene Ontology annotation, biological process: phosphorelay signal transduction system; phosphorylation. The record is from RefSeq and is a predicted model, not a curated record. Gene Ontology annotation, molecular function: phosphorelay sensor kinase activity. The transcript is spliced from 5 exons. Lineage: Eukaryota; Evosea; Eumycetozoa; Acytosteliales; Acytosteliaceae.
AUGGACUCAUCUCAAAACAACCAAAAACCAAAUAUAGAUAGUAAUAAUAAUAAUAAUAAUAAUAUUAAUAUUAAUAAUAAUAAUAAUAAUAAUAAUAUUAGUAGUAUUAGAAAUGAAAGAAUAUCAAGUCCACAUGUACCCCCACCAAAUUUUUUCACCAAUCAUCCAGUUGACACCUUUGACGACGAAGAAGACGAUGAGGAUGAUCUUCGACAAAGUCUAAAUAGUAGUAUACAAAUGGGAAACUUUAGAAAUAGUGAUAAUAAAUACCUAUCAGAUAGUCCAAUUUUACUCAGUAAAAGCCAGCAAUAUCAUAAUCAGUUUCUGCAGCAACAACCACCAUUACCAAAUCCAACCAACAGGAGCAACAAACCCAUCGAUUUAAACAAAGAAUCUACUUUCCUGCCUCAUCGUGGAAAUCAAUCAUCAACACCCACCCACUCAAGCAAGAGUCUACCUUCGCAACAUUUACCACAGCCACAAGAAUAUGUUUCCUUGGAUAUGGGAAGUGGGCAAAACCAGCAGCAAUCUACACCAACAAUCCUACAUCAACAACAACAAAAACAAAAACAUCAACAACAGCAACAUAGUAGGAAUCAAAGAUCGACAACCAAAAAUUAUAAUAGUAGAAUAAGAGAGAUUGAAGAUGAUGAAGAAGAGGAAAUGAAUAUUGAGUCUGGAGUAGAUAAAACUGGUCAACAGCUAGAACAACUAAACAAUCCACAAUUACAAUCUACAAAGAAGAAGAAUUUCUUCUCACCUCUGUCAACAAUGUUUGGUUUCAACAAGAAGAAGGAACGACCAAGGAUAAGUCCUGAUACAAUCAAUAAAAAUCAACGAACUCCAGCAUACUCCUCCACUCGCAAAUACUCCAUUCCACAGUCAUCCUCCACUAUUUUCGGUGGAUCAUCUUCUACACAACAGGCAGCGGCCUCUGCUAUUCCGAAUCACCGUCACUAUCUCAACAACUCACUGGCGUCACCGUUCAGUCCGUUCGAGAGGAUGUCACCUGUCCGAUCACCAGCACCGUCGCCAAUGGCACAUCACCAACUGAAACGACACAUGAUGAAGUCCAGCUCUGAAAGCUCCAUCCACAAAAGCUACAAGACACCAUCGCAUCAUCCCUCCGGUUACUACUUCAACGACAACCACACUUUCAUUUCGAAUCACUCGAUUGAAAUACUACAGAAAAUAUUUCAUUAUCCUUGGAUGUUGCUGAAAUUCAUUAUUACACCAAAAGCCGGUUUGAUCUAUCCGUCAAAGGUGAUCAAGCGUCGUUCGAAAGUAUUAUCGCUGCUUUGUCUCUUGAUGAUUGUUACAUACGAUUCUAUUGGUGAAAUGCUUAGAGGUAUUUUGGUGACACUUGUACUUUUGUUAUUUUAUUCUAUUCUAUCAUCUAUUGAUCUACGUGAAAUCGAAAGAAAGGAAGAGAGAAAUCAAAGUCUAUUCAAGAUUAGCAAUGAGGCUUUGGUUGUUCAUAAAGGUGGUUUUAUAACUGAUGCUAAUGCUGCUUUUGAAUCAAUGUUUCAAAUUAAACUACAAGAUAUGCUUUAUCCAGUUCCAAGUGGUAUUUGGGAAUUCUUACCUGAUCUUGAAAGUAUCUAUUCACAGGAUGGGUCGAUGGAUACUCCUCUUCCACCAGUAAUUGAAACAACGGCAAUAGAUUCCGGUGGUCGUGCAUUCGAUGUAGAAGUUCGUACUAACAAGGCUACCUAUGCCGGUAAACCAGUAGAUGUAUUCUCUAUUAUCGAUAUCACUGGUAGAAAGAAUCUCAUUGAAGCAGAUGUAGCUCUACGUAAAGCAGAGGCUGCCAAUGAAGCUAAAGUUGUUUUCCUUACAACAAUCAGUCAUGAAUUAAAAACACCAAUCAAUGGUAUUAUGGCAUCAUGUGAAAUCUUGGAGAGAUCGAAUUUGGAUGCUGGACAACGUGAAUUUCUCGAUGCAAUUAGAAUGUCGUCAAACUAUUUGUAUUCAUUGGUGUUGGAUAUUCUUGACUACAGUAAAAUGGAAGCCGGAAAGAUGGAAUUGGUUUUGGAUGAUUUCAGUUUGCUAAAGAUGUUGGAAGAUACGCUGAGUAUGGUUUCAAAGAAUGCUCAACCAAAGGGAUUGGAUUUGGUUGGUUUUGUCGAUAGCAAUGUUCCAGUGUUGGUGCAUGGUGAUGCCACUCGUGUCAGACAGAUCCUCUUGAAUCUCAUUUCCAAUGCCAUCAAAUUUACCGAUGAAGGACAAAUCAAGAUCCGAGUCAAGUUGGACAGAGAGAUUACAGAAACCAAGGAAUAUCAGUUGCUAUUCGAAGUUGAAGACUCUGGUAUUGGUAUCAAGAAUGAACACAUCGUAUUGCUGUUCACUCCAUUCUCACAAAUCGAUUCCAGUAACUCUAGAAAGUAUCAGGGUACCGGUCUUGGUCUAAGUAUUUCAAAGAGACUAGCCAAUAUGAUGGAUGGUGAAGUGUUUGUGAACAGUGACUUUGGUAUUGGAUCUACAUUCUCCUUUACUAUCAGACUUGGAUAUCCAGUAUCAAAACCUGGAUUUACAUUCCAAAAGAUGGGAGGUGCCAUUUUCAUGGGCGAUGAGUUGGAGGGAUUCGAUUCACUGCUUGUCGGUCCGCGCAAAGUAGGAAAGAGUGGUGGUCCGGUUGUGGGUGUAAUUGUUGAUCCUAAUCAAUGGGUACGAAAAUCGAUUGCUCAGUACUUCUCUCUCAUGAGUAUCUCUUGUAUGGAAUUCGAAGGUGAAGACGAUUGUCGUGAAUACUUUGAGAAUAAUCAAUCUGGAAACGCUGCAUGUCUCAUCAUCUCGAGUAUCGUCACACUGAACUCGCAGACCAUCAAGAGUGGAUCUCGUGAGCUACACUGGGUGAUGCUUACAUUCAGUCCAACUCCACAGCUACUGCCAGGCUUUGAAGAUCUCAUUCAGAAACCUUGUAAAUUCACUGACAUUGUGCGUUGUCUCUUUGUUGUCAAUCGCUCUACUCUUGACUUUUUCAAUGAGUCGCAAAUAAAGAAACACAACUUCCCUGUUCAAGCGCCAGCACCCAUCCCAGCACCCGUCUCUGAACCGGAACAAGCCGCGUCAGUUGACAGUCUAGAGGCAUCGCCAACCUUCAAUACACCAAUUGGAUUGACUCGCUCUGGAAGACGACCAUCAGUAUCUCAGCAGCAACCAAAAGACGGUAUGCAACAAUCACAUGAGAAUCAAUCGGAUAUCAACGUUCCUACAACUGCUGCCGCUGCAGUUGCAGCUGCUACAUUGAUUGGAACAUCGAUGGCAGUGCCAGCUGCAACCUCAACUGCGCCAACCACUGAAUACAUUCAUACACCAACAACCACUUCGCCCUACGACAAGGAUCACACCAAGAAGAUCAGUACUGAAAAUGUCAGAAAGUCAGAGGUCUUAACUGAACAUGAACAAGAAGAAGUUAUCAUCAAACCACCACCUCUUCCACCUGUUGUACCUGUUGUGCCUGCUCCAAUCGUUGGCAGUUCUGGUGGUCUUGGUGGAUCUAACAACAACAACAAUAACAAACAUGAUGAGCUGAUUCUCUUGGUGGAAGAUAAUGAUAUCAAUGUCAAAGUAUUCAGUCGAUUCCUCAAGAUUGGUAACUACAACUUCAAGUCAGCGUUGAAUGGUGUCGAAGCAGUUGAAAUGUGUCAGAAAUAUGAUUUCGAUUUAAUUUUAAUGGAUUGUCAAAUGCCCAGAAUGGAUGGAUUCCAAGCAACCAAAGCAAUCAGAGAAUUAGAAGGACUUGGUAAAAUUAAACCCCCACCGAUGAAAAGAUCUCCAAAGCUUAUCAUUAUUGCUUUGACCGCCAACAAUGAAGAUCGUCAAAAAUGUUUAAAUGUGGGAAUGGACGAUUUCCUUCCAAAGCCUGCUAGUUGUGCCCUGGUGUUAGAGGCAAUCAAGAGACAUCUCGAACCUGAAGAUGACGAUGAACCUCUUCUAAUUGAACAUUAUCCAACUACUACAACAACCACUACUUCCUCAUCCGCCAGUGGUGUAGAUGACACUAAACCACCGUCAUCAUCAACAUCAGAUCUAAAUAAAUGA